UGCAUUUCUCCUCCCGGAGUCAAACAGUUCAUUCGGUUUGUUCCAGAGCACUGUUGUGGUUCCUAUAAACAUUGACUCGGGCUGAAAAUUUAAGGAAAAGUUUUCCAAUUGCAAUCAAAUGGCAUAUACGUAUUUGAAAACUCUUUUAGGAGCUUAAUUGCAAAAAAGCAUGAUUGCAUUUUCCCUGCUACAGUUUUAAAUACCAUCUACGAAUUACACCAAGAUGUAUGUUUCAAGCCGUUAUAUUCCUAACAUCUUCUUCAAGCAACUUCAAAUACCGCACAAGAAUGGUAAAAUUGGCUAGCGAUUUCUUGACUGCUGCAUACUUAGUAUAGUGUUAGAUUUUGCAUUAUAAAUGUUUUAACCGUCAUGGAUAUCAUAGUUGAGAAUAUAGUAGAAGAAGUUGACAACCGUACCACAACAGAGCCUUUGGAGUAUCCUAUGUCAACAUUAGAAGCUAUUGUUACAGCAAUCGCCUUAGGUAUCAUUAUUGUAUCAACUAUUUUUGGCAACAUUCUUGUCAUUAUGUCAGUCUUCACAUACCGCCCAUUGCGAAAUGUGCAAAAUAUGUUCAUAGUGUCUUUAGCAGUAGCAGAUAUAACUGUCGCAGUUCUCGUCAUGCCCUUAAAUCUUGUCUAUACAAUUAUGGCACAAUGGACAUUCGGUCUACCUGUAUGCAAAAUGUGGCUCACUUGUGAUGUGCUCUGCUGUACUGCCUCCAUCCUCAAUCUUUCAGCAAUAGCCCUAGAUCGAUAUUGGGCAAUACAUGACCCCAUAAACUAUGCUUGCAAGCGAACAUUGAAAAGAGUAUUGCUUAUGAUAGCUGGAGUGUGGAUUGUCAGUAUGAUUAUAUCAGCUCCGCCGUUGAUUGGAUGGAAUGACUGGCCAGAAGAAUUCACUGAAGACACACCUUGCAUGCUCACUGAGGAAAGAGGAUAUGUCAUCUACUCAGCCAGUGGUUCUUUCUACAUUCCCCUCUUUAUUAUGACUGUCGUUUACAUCAAAAUAUUCGAAGCUGCCAAACAUCGAAUUAGAGUGAAAGCCAAAGCAGCUGCUAAUUUAGCUGCUAUGAGGAAAAGUCCUGACACUGCCUCUUCCACAAUUCCUCUAAAAUCCAUUCAAACUGAGAUAAGUACCAUAGCUGUUACAGAUGAUUCUUCCUCUUCUUCAACUCAUAAAAUAUCGGACGAUAAAAAUGAUGCAUCUACAUCCAAAGAUGCUGAAGCAGUAGAAGAGAACAACUGUGCUACAAAUGGGACAGAAAAGCCUGAAGCGACUGCCCCGAGAGGUCGGACAUUAGUACCUGACGGAAAUCCUCGUCUGACAGCAACCGUUAGGCAUUACAUGAGAGAAAAACAGAAAAUAUGUUUACUUAAAGAAAGACGUGCAGCCAGAGUGUUGGGAAUUGUUAUGGGAGUUUUUGUACUAUGCUGGCUUCCAUUCUUUUUGAUGUACGUCAUACUUCCAUUUUGUGAGAACUGUUAUGUUUCUAAUCGAUUAGUAAAUUUCAUCACUUGGUUAGGUUAUGUUAACUCUGCUCUGAAUCCAGUCAUUUACACCGUUUUCAAUAUGGACUUCAGAAGAGCAUUUGGUAACAUACUUUGUCGUAAACGAUAAGCAACAAAAAUAAUCUUAAAAUGCCUUUACAUAAAAUAUAGCGUACGUUGCAAACAUUAUAUUCUGUGAAUAUGGCUUUUAUUGAACAG
Molecule: messenger RNA, 1706 nt
Organism: Uloborus diversus
Lineage: Eukaryota; Metazoa; Arthropoda; Arachnida; Araneae; Uloboridae
Product: tyramine/octopamine receptor-like
Exons: 2
Coding region: 370-1617 (415 amino acids)
Biological process (GO): adenylate cyclase-activating adrenergic receptor signaling pathway
Cellular component (GO): membrane
Molecular function (GO): octopamine receptor activity
Source: RefSeq, a predicted model, not a curated record